Molecule: messenger RNA, 2410 nt
Organism: Microstroma glucosiphilum
Lineage: Eukaryota; Fungi; Basidiomycota; Exobasidiomycetes; Microstromatales; Microstromataceae
Exons: 2
Coding region: 151-2145 (664 amino acids)
Source: RefSeq, a predicted model, not a curated record
CCCCAACAUCCUUUCCUUCCCUCCAUAUCUCGCUCCCCUAGUCCAGAAUCGCUACUCUACCCACAUUCGUUGCUUCACUUCAUUGCAUAGUAGCUAAUCCUCUGCCUCGUGUGCGGAACGCACCACAACUUUUGCACCGUCUUGGCCACCAUGGCACACUCUCCCCUACGCCUGCCCGCCUUCAAGUCGGGCAAUGGCUCACUCAUCCCAUUCGAUUACUCCGAUACCUUUGUACGCCUAGCAAUCCUGAGCAUCCGGUCGCUGCCGGUGGUGUGUUGGCUCUAUCUUGCUGCUUACCUCUUCAUACCCAGCUCUACCGUUGUUGCCACGCUGCCCUCGGCUCUCAGGACCAAAUGGCUCAGGCUCAUGGCCAGGUACGUCUGGUUCCCUUGGUCUGUCAUCGAAGUCGUCUUCUCGCUGUACCACGCCUAUCUAGUAAGGAAGGUACAAGGUCCUGGCCCUCAGCCCAUCUACAGCCGCCGUUUCCUACGCAAAGUCUUUGCACGAGCACUCAAGAGCGGACUAGGACUUGACAACUUGGUCAAGGCGGACGAGACGCACAGGCAGCAGGUAGAGCAAGACAACAUCAAAGAAGCCACAAAUUCAAAGCUGGAGGGUACCAGACCGGAAGGCAACGAGAAGAGCCACUCGAAAGCGACUCAGGCCAACAAUGGGUCCGAUGGAGACGACCCCGAGCCAUGGUUCAAAGCCAAUGCUCUUACCCCCGACGACCCGAGAGCUCGCAAAUUUCAAAGGGAGCAGGCAAAGUGGUUCCACCUCGACCCACAAUACAAGAAGGAAUCUCACAAGCAUAUCACAAGGAGGGACGUCAGUCACUGGCUGGCCUGGAGUCUCUUCAAUUCGCAUCUAGAGGACAUUGAGGCGGAGCACUCUGACAUCUCCAAGAAGGCUCGGGCAGGCGACGAGCUUCCCCAGAUCGCAAAUGAGACUCAUGGCACUGCUGCUGACGAGGCGGAUGAAGAGGACCCCAACUUGCGCAAAGUCUACGCCGAGCCUGGAGAAUGGUCCAAUGCCGAAGGCGGUACGAGACUAGACUUCCUCCGUAAAGCAAGGAGGAUGCUCGAAGCUAGACAAGGGCAAAGAUACCCGCUGAAGAGGGAUGGUGAACCCGGCCCGGAGGAAGAAUUGGACGGAGAAGGGGGCUCGAAAGAUCAGCCGUUGACUGGUAGCAUGAGGUUGACCAUUGACCCCGUUGUCGUGGAGGCCAGGCCUUUCUUGGUCUACUGCAUCACUCAGAGCUUGUCUCGCUUCACGCUCUAUCGUGCCACUCGUCACAAAGGCUUUGAGCUUCGAACCUCAGGCAGGUUGUCCUACCUCGUCAGCAUCCCAUCAUCCUGGUCGCCUGAGAAGGCGGCUGACCCCGCCAGCAAGGGCAGAUACCGCCCCACGAUUUUCCUACACGGUCUCGGCAUCGGCUUGGCUCAAUACCACGCUCUGAUCGACGAGCUCGCCGGGUCCGCUCUCUCCGAGACACACCCCAUCAUGAUACCCAUCCAGCCUCACAUCUCCCAGAACAUCUUUUCCCCGCACUUCCUCAAGCCGAUUGGACACCACGAGAUGAUCAUCUGUCUCCGCAAGGCAAUGAAGACUCUCCGCUUCGACGGCGAUGUGCAAGUGCUAAGCCACUCCAUGGGCACAAUUGUUCACGCCUGGCUCCUCAAGUCCCUCGGCAAUCGCAUCGCCCGCUCUUGCUUCGUAGACCCCAUCCCCUUCCGACUCUUCAUCCCCGACGUCUGCGGGAACUUCCUCUACUUCAAAGCAGACAAUUCCAUCAAGCGUCUCUUGCGAUUCUUUGUCGGAAGAGAAAUUGGGACUGCUAACACUCUAUCGAGGUACUUUGAUUGGUCCUCCAACAUCCUCUGGCCCGAAGAUGAGAUUCCCAACUUGACCUCUCCGCAACACACUCGCUUCUUCCUAGCAGGGCAGGACGUGAUCCUCAAUUGUCAAGAGACGAGGGAAUACUUGCUCGAAUAUGGAGUCAAGGAAGAAGUGACUAGCGCAGAGGGCAAGAGGGAGAGGGGUGGAAUGGUCGUGGAUUGGAAGGCGGCGCAUGGGGAGUUGCUCAUGAAGGAUGGAAGGGGAAUGAAGAUGAUCAUGAAGUGGUUGCAGGAGGAAGAUGAGUGAAAGCGAACAAAGAAAGGAAAAAACGAGACGGGGAUCACCCUAUCCCCACAGCGCUAGCGCUAGCGCUAGCACUACCACGCAAUGGCAGGUAGCUAGCCUCCCUUGCAAAAGCUCAGCUAGAAUAUACCCGGUGGUGCGCAGACCUCCUGUUGCCUAGACUAGACUAGACUAGACUACACUAGACCACCCUAUCAUCUAUAGACCCAGCACCAGAUCAAUGUACAUACCCAUAUCCCCACAUACUCUGCACUUUACACCUCUCUUC